CGUACAGAGGUGUGCAGUCACACCCUCUUUCUCAAGUUUUUUCUUAAACGCUAGCCAAGAACGUACAGACCAGAAGAGUGGCAGAGAUGAAAAUAGCAUGCGUGGGGUGAGAGAGGAAGGACAGAGACUGAGAGAAUCAGAACGAAUGAAAGUAAGAGAGAUGCCAUUUCUUGACAUGUUGAGAAAGAGGGAGUAAGACAGAGACAAUAAGAGAGAGAAAGAGAAAAACAAGGCAGGAAUUGGGGAGAAAAGGUAAUUCUUAAAAUAUCUGAGCAUAUAAAACUUAUUGGAGUGGAAGCCCAUUGAAACAGAGCUACAGCCCAUCUCCCACACCCAUCAUGUCAAUUCCUGUAGACUUCCUGUUGGAGGAGCAGUUCACCUGCUCCAUCUGCCUGGAUGUCUUCACCAACCCUGUGUCCACCCCCUGCGGCCACAGCUUCUGCCUGGCCUGCAUCACUUCUUACUGGGACACACGGGGCAAGGCGUGCAUCUGUCCCCUCUGCAAGGAGAGCUUCCGCAAGCGGCCCGAGCUCCACACCAACCACACUCUCAAAGAGAUAACCGAGCAGUUUAAGCGCAUGGCAGAGGCUGGAGGUGCGGUUGCAAACGCUCAAGCACCCUCCGGCUCUGACCAGAGACCUAGUGUCCCACCGCGACCAGGGGAGCUGCCUGGAGGACUGCUGACAGAGAUGAAGACCAGGUUCCAGAAAGCAUCAUCCAGUGGGAACUUGCUAGCAUCGCCACCGCCAUAUGAGGCCUCCCAGAGGCGUUUCAGCAGCAGUGGGGUCAGUGCAGGUGGCUCAACUGGACCACCAUGUGCCAGGCAUGGACUGUGCCUAGAUAUGUUCUGCAGAAAUGAACAAAUGUGUGUGUGUGCAAUGUGCAUUGAGGGAGAACAUCAUGGACACUCCGUGACCCCGGCUAAACGAGAGAUGAAUAUUAAGAAGUCUCAGUUGGGCAUCAUAGGGACGGAGCUGCAGGUUUUAAUCACGGCCAGAGAAAAGAAGAUAGAGGAAAUUCAAACUUCACUGGCAGACAUUCAAGCGAAUGCACAGCAAGAGGCGGAGGUCACAGUCAGUAUGUUUCGUAUCCUACUCAACACUAUGGAGAGGUGUCAGGCCGAGCUUCUGGAGGUGGUGCAGAUGGGCCGCAUGGCCGCAGAACUGCGUGCACAGGCCCUCAUCCAGGACAUUCACCAGGAGAUAGAUGAAUUGAAAAAAAGGAGAAGCGCCCUCACCCAGCUCACACAGGCCACUGACCACAUCAGCUUCUUCAAGGCCUAUUCGUCCUUGUGUAGUGUUCCUCAAGUGAAGAGCUGGACAGAGCUGACCUUAACCCCUGAUCCCACAGCAGGGGCGGUGCUGAGGAAUGCCACUCAAAUAGUGGAAAGCCUCCAGGAGGAGCUGAAGAGACUGCCACAGCUAUGUUUGCAGACACCCAUGGAUUCACCGGCUAAAUAUUAUCCAAAAGUGCAGACCGUGCAAGAAUACGCAUUGGAUGUGACUCUGGAUCGAGACUCCGCCCAUCCACGGCUGCUUAUCUCAGAGGACUGUAAGCAAGUGUACUGUAGCGAACGCUACCAUGCUGUAGUGGACACUCCUGAACGUUUUGACCGCGUGGUGUGCGUACUGGGACGCCAAGGCUUCAACUCUGGUCGCCAUUACUGGGAGGUCCAAGUGGGAGGGAAGACAGAUUGGGAUUUGGGCGUGGCCAAGCGCUCCAUCAACCGAAAAGGGAAGAUCUCCGUCAGCCCAGCCAAUGGCUAUUGGUUUCUGAGCUUACGCGACAAUAAAGAAUACGCCUUUCGCACCGAUCCACCUACAGCAAUAUCUUUAAACCUCAAGCCUCAGAAGAUUGGUAUCUAUGUUGACUUUGAGAAGGGCCAAGUGUCCUUCUAUAAUGUAGAUGCCAAGAUGCUUAUUUUCACCUACAUGGACAUCUUUACUGACUUUCUACAUCCCUUCUUCAGUCCCUGCACAAACAAGUCAGGCAGAAAUGUGGAGCCCCUCAUCAUAUGUCCCAUCAAUCCAGCUAGCUGAGGCACACAUAAAUGCAUCAAGAGAAAACUGUUGUCUCAGUCACUUAGAACAGAAUUACCCUUGAUAUACACUCACCAAGCACUUAAUUAGGAACACCUGUACAUCCACUUAUUCGUGCAGUUAUCUAAUCAGCCAUUCAUGUGGCAGCAGUGCAGUGCAUAAAAUCAUGUAAAUAAGGCCUAUCAGCUUCACGGGUUCACAUUAGCCAUCAGAAUGGGGAAAAAAUGUGAUAUCAGUGAUUUUGACCAUGGCAUAUUUCUAUAACUGCCGAUCUCCUGGGAUUUUUAUGUACAACAAUCUCUAGAGUUUACUCAGAAUGGUGCAAUAAAGAAAACACAUCCAGUGAGCGGCAGUUCUG
This is a messenger RNA of Colossoma macropomum (tambaqui), 2397 nucleotides long. It is a transcript of the gene btr01, whose product is annotated as bloodthirsty-related gene family, member 1. The coding region runs from base 339 to 2039 and encodes 566 amino acids. Gene Ontology annotation, molecular function: protein binding; zinc ion binding. Lineage: Eukaryota; Metazoa; Chordata; Actinopteri; Characiformes; Serrasalmidae. The record is from RefSeq and is a predicted model, not a curated record. The transcript has 8 exons.